AUGCAGUCAAAUUGGAAUUCUUUUUUAUUAGCAAUUAUCAUCAUUGCAAGUAUUAUUAAAUCAUCGAAACAAUAUGUUAUUAAUCAAAAUCAAGAAUUUACUAUUAAUAAAUUGGAAUAUGUCAAGAUAGAGAAAGGAAAUCCAGGAUUCGAACGAGAAAUAAAUCGACAUAGAAAUCAUUCUAUACAUCGACCAAACAAUAAACAUACACAAGAUACUAUAGAUACUGGAUCUACAUCCAACAUUCUGUAUCACUUUUCAUCUAAUGGUGCUGGUGGUCUUGUGUUAACUGGACCUACUAAAGUCUAUGUUAUCUUUUAUGGUACUUGGACUUCUACUCAAAUCAAUCCUACACUCGUCUUCAUUUCCAAUAUUGGAAGUACAUCAUGGUACAAUAUCGAGAAAACUUACUAUUCUCAAGCUACAUCGACAAGUUCCCAGUUACCGAUAUCAGGUCCACUGACUCUUGGAGGUGCAUGGACAUUGUCCUACAUAUUUGGAACUUCUAUUCAGGGUACGAAUAUACCUGAUGCACUCAAAUCUUAUAUUACGAGUGGCGCAUUGCCAAAUGAUCCACAUGGUCUUUAUUUGUGGCUCACUUCUCCAGAUGUAAUCGAAAAGUCACCAAUGGGUGGACAAUUCAAAAGUGACUAUUGUGGUUAUCAUGUAAAUUUCAUGAUUGGCAACACACCAUACUUCUAUGGAUUUAUAGGAAAUCCAGGAAAAACAAGUGGGACAGGUUGUGAUCCCUCUUGGAUCAACUCAAAUGUCUCACCUAAUGGUGAUAUCGGUGUUGACGCCAUGGUAAGUUGCAUUGGACAUGAAAUAGUAGAAGCAGUUUCUGAUGCAUUGGGCGAUGCAUGGUUUGAUUCGGAUGGUGAAGAAAAUGCAGAUAAAUGGUAA
Rotaria sp. Silwood1 is the source of this 903-nucleotide messenger RNA. NCBI's taxonomy places the organism in Eukaryota, Metazoa, Rotifera, Eurotatoria, Philodinida, Philodinidae. The record is from the annotation of a GenBank genome assembly.